Messenger RNA from Zea mays, 1140 nucleotides. Its product is annotated as transcription factor PCF1. Gene Ontology annotation, molecular function: sequence-specific DNA binding; DNA-binding transcription factor activity. The coding region runs from base 93 to 716 and encodes 207 amino acids. Lineage: Eukaryota; Viridiplantae; Streptophyta; Magnoliopsida; Poales; Poaceae. Gene Ontology annotation, cellular component: nucleus. The transcript has a single exon. The record is from RefSeq and is a predicted model, not a curated record.
CCUAUCCGGCUAUCCCCAUCGGCUUCCUCCCCACAAGUCGUGUCCACCACCAACAAACUCGUACCCUUAUUCCCACGAGACAGUGCGUGGCCAUGGCCUCUCGCGACGGCGCCACCUUCCAAGUGUACCGGGCCAUGCCCGCGCCGACGCCGAUGUCUCUGGCGUCCGCCGCUCCAGCCGCCGCCGACGCCGCGGCGCCGAAGAAGGCGGGCGCGGGCGCGGGCAAGGACCGGCACAGCAAGGUGAACGGGCGCGGGCGGCGCGUGCGGAUGCCGAUCGUGUGCGCGGCGCGCGUGUUCCAGCUGACCCGCGAGCUGGGGCUCAAGUCGGACGGGCAGACCAUCGAGUGGCUGCUCCGGCAGGCCGAGCCCUCGAUCCUGGCGGCCACGGGGUCCGGCACCACCCCCGCCGUCUUCUCCUGCUCCUCCGCGCCGUCCACCUCCGCGGCCAGCGCCGGUGCCGGCGCCGGUGUCUCCCUCCCGCUCCUCGGGAAGCGCCCGCGCGAGGAGCACGAGCCGGCGGUGGCGGUGGCAGUGGCGCCGGCGCCGUUCUGGGCCACCCUGCAGGCGCGGCCCGUGGCGGCGGCGUGGGGGCUCUCGCCGGCGCAGGAGGCGGCGGCGCAGGCGUACGCGUCGGUGGCGGCGCAGGGACACCACCUCAACCUGCUCUCCGUGCUCUCCGGCGCCGCGAGGCCGUCGGAGGAGGAGUCCCGGUGACUCGCCGCACUGUUGCUACGUAAUCGCAUGCGUUGACGCGUGGUGGCAUGCCGCAUGCGUCUCGUUUCCGUGCAUCUCCGGGGGGGGGGGGGGGGGGGGGGGGGGGGUGCGUUGCGCGUGUUUUCCCUGUGGUUUUGCGGUGUGAGAGGAAUGCGGCGAGCUGGACAAGGAGGAUCCAGAGCGCGAGAUCGGAAUCGGAUCGGGGUUAGCGGCUGUAGAUAGCAUUCGUCAGGUUUGUGUUUGUGAUAAUGAGCUCGCCGUGGUUCUGUGGUGUGGUUAUGUAUGCAUGCAUGCAUGCAUGCCGAAUUGUCAACUGAUCUGAAUCCUAACACUAAAUAAUGCACGUCCCGGUGUGUGCAAUUCCGCAUGACGUUGCCUUGACUGCUGUUUUGAAUAGAAGAAACCUACCUUUGCCGUUUGAGAA